Messenger RNA from Rhodotorula toruloides NP11, 1827 nucleotides. Its product is annotated as zinc finger, RING/FYVE/PHD-type domain containing protein. The coding region runs from base 1 to 1827 and encodes 608 amino acids. Lineage: Eukaryota; Fungi; Basidiomycota; Microbotryomycetes; Sporidiobolales; Sporidiobolaceae. The record is from RefSeq and is a predicted model, not a curated record. The transcript is spliced from 4 exons.
AUGCGGGUCCAGCCAGAGACUUGGUCAACCUCUAUCCGGCACUACCGCUCGAGGCUUUGCUUGCUUUACCUGCUCUGGUCGCUCUCACCAUCCUAUACAAGCAGACAUGUCGUCCCGUCGAGCGAUGUCGACCUUACAGCGGGCCCACCAGUCUGCACCGCUCCUUCGCCGCUCGUUUCUAGCGCCGCCGGCACAACCGAGGGGACAGAUGUUUUGCGGGAAGGAGCGAGCGGACGUACGGAACGUUUGACGCGGCCCGCCGAUCAGCAAUCGCAGACAGUCCCCGUCACAGCGCCGUUCGAUCCGACUCUGGCGGACCUCCCCUGCCGUAGGGACGCCGCGCCCGCCAGCUCAUCCUCGUCAACCUACAUGCCAGUGAAAGGUUCGACCAGCCGAGACGCCAACACCUCGUCGGGAUGGCUCAUUACGCCGAGUCUGUCUGAAAAGCCGCCGGCCGUCUCGGCUGUCGUCAAGCCAGAUGCGGCGAGAAGCGAAGGGCCGCGCACGCCGCUGCGCCACUCCGACAAUGCGGGUCCCGAUACAGCCGUUGACGAAGCCAGCGCUGCGACGUGUGCAUCCGGUCCCGAACCUUCCGCCUCUGCAGCAACGCCUUCACCCUCGACGCGCCAUCGCCUCACACCGCUUCACGUCACGCUUCUCCAUCUACAUUUCCUUUACGCCACUCGCCUUAUCCUGCAUAUCGUCCGCAACUCCAUCGCUACCGCACUCAUCGCCAAUCCGCUUCCUCCUCCUUUCGCACCGGCGCCCACGUCCGCCUCUUUCGCCAAGCGCAUCGGACGACUUCGUUGGCGCAUCAGUACUAUCAAAAAACGUUGUGGAGCUAGCAUCCUUGCCUCGCUCACGGUGACAGGCGGUCUUCUCGCCUUUCUCGUCAAGGCUUGGUCGGAUGACUCAGGAGCGCGAGGCUGGAACGUCGUCGCCUGCGCUGGAUGGUACGGCGACCUGCGACUGGCGGAGGGUGUAGGAGCUGUGAAGGCAGGCGCUCGCGGCUGGGCGCCGUUGCGAAAUGUCGUCGUUCUCGAGCUCGUCAGCACUCUACUCCAAGCACUUCUCGCCAUCACGCCUCUCGUCGUCGGCCUCGGCUGGAUACCUUCCUCCAUCUCGGCCACCUUCCUCGUGCCUUCCUACACGUCCGCUACCUCGACUCAAGCAACACCCUUGUACCGCCUCCCGACCGACGAUUUCUUAUCGGCCAUUCUCUCGCCUUUCGCAACAAAUUUCUUGACCAACCUCCAAGUCCUGCAACUCGUCCUCGCCCGGCCGCCCUCGCACCGCUGGUUCAGCUUCUCGACCCUCAUUGUUCUGAACGCGAUUCUCUUGCCGCUUGAAGAACUCGCCGUCGUGCGGGAGAAGAAGGCGACCGAAGCGGAACGGGUCUGCAAGCUCGCCUCCGCCUUUCCGCGGCGCGCAGUUCGGGCCGAAGCAGCGGGUCGAGACGGCGAGGGUGAUGCGACCUGCCUCGUCUGCUUUGAAGGCGCUUUCGAGCCGGAGGGGACAGACGGUGGGGCGAAACAAGUAACCUUCACGACGGCCUUCCACGCCGCCUGCCUCGCUCGCUGGUUCGCCCUCGUCUCGACCUGUCCCGCCUGCCACCGCUCCGCCGUCUCGCCUCCUUCGACGACCUGCGCAUCCGACAGCGUCUCGACCGACACGGCAGCAGAAGGUAGCAACACGCAAGAGGAGCGGCCGCUCGAGUUGCCCUUCGCAGGGGCCACGAGCGAGAGGGACACGACGGACGAGUAUCCUGGCGCAGCAGCGAUGAGGCGGCGCGAGCAGCGGCGUGCGCAAGCUGCUCUUCUUGAAUAG